This is a messenger RNA of Belonocnema kinseyi, 1444 nucleotides long. Its product is annotated as electron transfer flavoprotein beta subunit lysine methyltransferase-like. Gene Ontology annotation, biological process: peptidyl-lysine trimethylation. NCBI's taxonomy places the organism in Eukaryota, Metazoa, Arthropoda, Insecta, Hymenoptera, Cynipidae. The record is from RefSeq and is a predicted model, not a curated record. Gene Ontology annotation, cellular component: mitochondrial matrix. Bases 160 to 969 code for a protein of 269 amino acids. Gene Ontology annotation, molecular function: protein-lysine N-methyltransferase activity. The transcript has 3 exons.
GUCAAGGGAAUGCACUCAUCCUCAUGGCGUGGCUUACAGUAAUAGCAGUAGUAUAACUUUACUGAUGGAAGAUCUUCCUUACCUGUCAGACAAAUGGUUGAAGCAUAUGGACCGUAAUUCCUCGCAAGUCAUACUGGAACACUAAAAUUAAUUGUCUUCAUGAUGAAUAUCAGAAAACUGGGAAUAUUAAAUGUCGGAAAAAGUUUUUUUUGUGGAAAUGGGUUCAGCAGAAACGGAGAAUUCGGCCAAGCGAAAAAAGAGGAUCAGCUGGAAAUAGAAAAAGCCAUUUUAAAUAACACGGAAAUCUCCCAGGACCAUUUGACACCUGAAUUAAAACUGCACCUGUUGACACCGAAUUGUCCACUCUACCAUGCUGCUGAAACGAGUCAAUCAACGAAUGCAAAUCAAGCCAGAGAGAAAAAAUACUUUCAAGAUCCAUUUUGGUCCAUAUACUGGCCUGGAGGACAAGUUUUAACGAGAUUCGUUUUAGACAUGGGAAUAAAACUUUUGUCUGACAAAUCCGGCGAGAACUCGAGCGUUUUAGAUCUUGGUAGUGGAUGUGGGGCUUCCGCUAUUGCCGCGAAACUUUCUGGAGCUCGACAAGUUCUUGCAAACGACAUCGACGAAGUUGCCUGUGUAGCGAUACUCAUGAAUGCCAAAUUGAACAACGUGGAUCUAAAAGUUUCCAAGGAAAACCUAAUUGAGGAGACACUAAACGAGCUCUUCAAUGUAAUUCUGAUAGGAGACUUGUUGUAUGAUGAGGAAAUUGCUGAGAAGCUCAUUCCCUGGCUCGAAAGGUCAUCGAGGACUGGAUCCAGAAUUUAUUUGGGAGAUCCUGGCAGACACGGAUUGACAGAAGAUUUAAAGAAGAGAAUGACCCCUAUUUGUAGGUACGAUCUGCCAGAAAAUGUCAAAAAGGAAAAUCAUGGAUUCGACUCAGCAGUCGUUUGGCGCUUCGUUCCCAGUUGAUAAAAAAGCUCGCGUCAAAUUCAUGACGACCUAUUCAUACCAAAUCCUACUCGGUCAAUGCUAUCCUGACAUAGGUACACGGGACGCUUAAGUUAUUGACUUAUUCUCGCCUGACUUUAUCGACAGUCAGUGAUUGACAAUCGAAUUCACUGCUACGUAUUUGUAUUUGAAUGUGAAUGAAAUAUCUGUCUCCGCUCUUCUUCAUUUUAGGAUUGAGUUCUUUACUUUAAUAUUAAGCAAUAUUGUUUCAGAAUAUGUAUUUCUAAUAAUAUUCUGCAAUUAUGCAUGUAUUGAUAAUAAUUUUAUUAACAACAAUAUAAUUAAAAUUUAAAAUCAAAAUAAAUGUCCAACAAAAGAUAUUUUGCACCGAAAAACCCUAGGGUUUCAAUUAUAUUUCGGCUCAUUUUCUUUUAAACUCAUUUUGAACUUCAGCGAUGUUCGCUGUAUUGAUCAAUGCCAAAUUAAAACAUUUGAG